AUGAUUACAUAUCACGGCUGUAUUGAAAAUAAUAUCAUGGCAGUUUGCGAGGAUGCUGAUGGACUUAGGAUCAUUCUUAGUAUCAUGAUUCGAAAGGAAGGCAGCACAUUAGGCAGAACUUGUAUGGUAUAUGUAAGCCUGGAAAAUCAUCAAAUGUUCAGGAAAAGGGCAGUGGGAAAAUCUCAUUAUCUGUUCCAGUGUUCCAGUGAGCUGAAUGAGAAACAUAAACGAAUUCUCACUAUUGUCGGUACACUGCGGGGUCGGCGAACUACAUUCCAGUUUUCGAGAGGCUCUUGCAUUACUACUUGCAGAGAUACAGCUACACUUUGUCUCGUUAUGUUUUGGGAAAAUUCCUAUCCGAGAGAAAAUCUUGAUAGAGUUGAAUUUUGCAUGACCCUAUCGAGCGCCCUCCUGUUAAACGUUUGCCCAAUAGCAACAUAUCAC
Molecule: messenger RNA, 444 nt
Organism: Striga asiatica
Lineage: Eukaryota; Viridiplantae; Streptophyta; Magnoliopsida; Lamiales; Orobanchaceae
Source: the annotation of a GenBank genome assembly